CUCCACCCCACAUUACCCUUUCAACCACCAACACGUCGCUGUAUUAUCACCUUAGCCAUCGCAACCGUUUUUGUCGCCAUCAAAAUGCCAGCAAGGGACGACAACGACCCAUCCCGAUAUCCUUCACACGGCCACCAAAAUAACGAAGACAACCCGUUCAUCGCUUUUCGCCGCUUCGCGGAUUCCCAGGUCUCCUCAUUGCUCAACACCGUCAUCACGCUUCCUGCCACCAUCGCAAACUACAACAACGCACACGUCGCUCGAGAGCAGUGUCUCUUCGGUCGUGCCGACAAACAGAAAUGCCACCGUCUUGCUGAGCUUGAAGCCCAGGUGGCGUCCCUGCGUGCAGAAGGUCGCGAACUUUACCAAGUGGGCGACCUACAGGCCAUGAUCAGGAAAGGGGAACAGCUCAUGCAUCUGGAUCAUCAAGCUGAGGAUAUUCGAAGGGAUAUUGUCGAGGCUGCGCGAUCUAGAAACGGUCAAAUGCAACAACCAUCGCCCGAUGACUGGAGACAGACACAAUCUAGGAUAAUGGAAAAGGUGGCAAACGAGAAAGGUCAGCAGUGGGGCUGGAUGUGGGAUUGGGGAUUCCCUAGGCCCUUUGAUGCUGAGGACGACAACAUAUGGCCGGACAGUACUAGGAAGAACGGUGCUCCUAGGAACAUGGAUUCACCGCCGAGCCCGCAGCAAGUUCAAGCUCAGAUCCAAGGCAUCUUGGACGACAUCGGCAGCGCUAUCGCCCGCGAAGUUCCCCGCAUUUUUGCCUCACCCUGGUACUCUCCUUCGUCUUUGGAGGAAGACAAGUCCCUGCAACGAUCCGGUAUAAACUGGCGCGAUGCAUUCGAAGAUCUCAUCCGCUCGGAGAAUGGUGCGCCUCUCAUACCCUCGGAUUCUCUUGGUCGGCAACAAGAACAGUCAUACAACGAGUGGGCGCGCCGAUUUCACGAUCCCAAGACUGCGCGGGGUGAAGUUGCAGCGUGGGUGGCUCAAACCGAGGACCAGAAACCCUCUUCUCCAUCAAAAGAAAUGACUUACCCCCUGUCAUCGUCUGCUGCCGAAGAGCCGAGUUAUGAGUACGGCCACGACCACGAAGACCAGCACGACGACAUAGAGACCGACCAACAUCCUCAUCCCCAGCAGUCGUCAUCAUGGUUCUCUUCAAAACCAGCUACAGCUCCUACUACGCGAAAAUCCCCAGAAACUGAACUAGAUGCAUACGAACAACUUCUAGGCCGCAUCCAUCAUCACCCUACCGAUUCCAAACCCUCCGAUUCACAACAGCGAGUUCCAUCGGGCUCUAUCCUGUCCACAAUGACAACUACUGAACGCACAACUGCGCCAGAUGGCACGGUCACAACCAGAGUAGUGCUCAAGAAGCGGUUUGUAGAUGGUAGAGAGGAGAGUAGCGAGACUGUUCAUACGCAGCGGGGUGAGCAAGUCACUGAAGAGAACCAUUCAUCAGUGAAUGGACAUUCCGAGGGGCGGAAAACAGGGAGCAAAGGGUGGUUUUGGUCGAGCUGA
Messenger RNA from Periconia digitata, 1521 nucleotides. The record is from the annotation of a GenBank genome assembly. NCBI's taxonomy places the organism in Eukaryota, Fungi, Ascomycota, Dothideomycetes, Pleosporales, Periconiaceae.